AUGGAAUAUGAUAUCCCUGAGAUGACAAAUGAGGUGCAAACAGACUCUUCAUCUCCCACCAAUAUGUCACUAAUGGCAUUCAAUAAUCUGACCAGUUCUACAACAUCUGAAAUAUUAAUUCCAAAUAGCGUAUAUGUUGGAGGAAUUGAUUUUAAGACUGAUGAAAAUGAGCUGCGGAAACUUUUUACUCAGUAUGGCAGUGUGAAAGAUGUGAGGAUCGUGACUGACAGAACUGGAGCAUCAAAGGGGUAUGGCUUCAUUACUUUUGAAACCCAAGAAGACGCACAGAAGAUUUUACAGGAGACUAAAAUACUUAAUUAUAAGGGUAGGAAAUUGGAUGUCCGUCCGGCACGAAGGAAACCUCAAAUACGGCAGCAGAGUUCUUCUGUAAUGCCAGAAGCUAGUACAAGGAACUUAACUACUUCAAGUGAAUGUCCUUAUAUUUACCAUAACGGAGUGGCUUAUUUUUAUACACCUGAAGUGGCUACUGUUCCACAGCCAUGGCCAUCCCGUGCUGUCUCCGGUUCACCUGUGACGGUAGCUCAACUGGUUUAUCAGUCUCCUACGUACCAUUAUCAGGCACCAACACAGUGUCUUCCAACUCAGUUGCAGUGGUCUGUUCCACAGUCUCCUCCUGCGUCUUCACCGUCAUUCUUGUAUCUGCAACCAUCUGAAGUCGUUUAUCAGCCAGUAGGGAUUACUCAGGAAGGAAUGGAGGUCACAGUCCAUGGAAAGAAAUUUUUCACUACAGUAGUCUGUCUGAAACUUUGAUAUACAUGGAGUCCCCAUUUUCUUCACAGAAAAUAUUACAAAAUGGAAUCUAAAACUGUUACACCACCUUCUACAGAUUCUGUAAAACAGAUUUUUAGCCAUCUACUUUGCUGACAGUACCUAUCCUAUGGAGAAUGUGUUCUUCCUAACUUCUAACAUUUGCCUGACCAUGCCUAAGUUAAAAUACCACUUCUUUUUGUAAAUAAAAAAAAAAAAAAAAGAAAUUUUGUACUUUGGACAGGUAAAAACAUGUGAAACUUAAUUACUUUUCUUGGUGACAAUACUGUUACAGGACGAAAUGGUGAUUUCUCCUAAACAGCCUACUAUAUAAACUUUGGUUACUAACACAGACUGAAAACAGCAUACUUUAAACAUUAAAGUUUUUUAUUUAUCCCUUUUAUUAAUUUCUGGAUUACAAACUUCUCUCUAACUAAUAGAUCUUCUUAAGUCAUGUGUGUGCUGUGGGUUAAGAUCUGGUUAUUUAUGUGCCUUUUGUUUGAAUUCCAAUAGAGUUGGUCUACUUCUAAUUUAAUUUUUUUUGCAAUCAAUAUUAUCUGCUUUUUAUCGAAUGUUUUACUUACAUCUCAUUUUAGUGCUUGGAAGUAAUAUUUAAAAAUAAAACUUAGACCAUUAGUUUAAUUACUUUCCUCAUGCAAGGCUGGCAUUUCCUUGCAUAUGGUAAGCAAUAGAUUUGAUUUUAUGCUGUUUUUAGCUAUAGAAAAAUGCCAGAAUUGGCUUCUUACUGUUACAGGACCAUUGAAGAGUUCUUGCUGCUUUCACCUUUUCUUUUGUCUGCACAAAACUUAGGAACUCCUCAGUAGUAUCUUUGUUCUUGUGCACUGCUUGUCACAUUCAUCUAUUAGCAAACUCUAUUAGGUUCCUAGCUUCCAUCCCCAAAAAUUU
This is a messenger RNA of Cuculus canorus (common cuckoo), 1674 nucleotides long. It is a transcript of the gene BOLL, whose product is annotated as boule homolog, RNA binding protein. Gene Ontology annotation, molecular function: RNA binding. The record is from RefSeq and is a predicted model, not a curated record. Bases 1 to 771 code for a protein of 256 amino acids. NCBI's taxonomy places the organism in Eukaryota, Metazoa, Chordata, Aves, Cuculiformes, Cuculidae. The transcript has 10 exons.